GACUCGCACCCUCUCCCUUCGGUCUUUGUCGUGACUUGCGCCCUGUACCAUGCGGUGGCCUUGUGGGUCUGAAUAUUAGGAUGCAUACGACCGCCCCAAUUUGAGCUCUCAACCGGGAACCGCCUUUUGCAGGCGAGCGCUUGAUACGAGUUCAAAAUACUACUACUACUGUAUAGUGUAAAAGCCAUGGACGUCUCCGGUCCUGCUUUUCCUGUACGGCAAAAUAAGCUCACUCUGGAAAUCAAGGGUAACAUCACGGAUAUUAUCAUGUGCAGCUAUGAGGAUCACUUUUUUGUUUUGGCUACUCAAAUAGGAAGUAUGGGAACAAUACUGCAUGCCAGGAAGGAGGAAGAGGUGUCUACAGAUCCAACAUUUGAAGUCUCUGUAAUAUUUGGUAAACGUGAUGAGCCAAUGAUGAUAUCCUGUGGUCGGCAGCUAAUUGAGCACAUAAGCCACUCUGGAUCUUCAAAGCCCUUAAUUCUUUCUCUUGGUCUAAAAGACCACUCCAUGGCAACACUCAAAGGCAUUGUUUCUGCUGUGAUUGCUAACUGCCUUUGGUAAUUCUAUUGAUCUUACGGCAAUGACAUUAAUGCUUUCCGAGGGAAUUACAAUGGAAUUAUUCUUUUCAUGCUUCACGUUGUUUCAGCUUUAUGCAAUGCUUCAAUUGUGGUUUGUGCUUUCAGCCCACUCGCCACAGCUAUCUAGUUGAGUGAAAGAUAAAAUUUACCUGUAAUUCUUGCUACUUUACUAGUCAGGUCCACUUGCCACGAGGAUCUAAUGGGUUCCCUUUCCAGUUAAGUUUGUCAAUAUACCUUCACAAAAUUUUGAUGGAA
Messenger RNA from Coffea eugenioides, 833 nucleotides. Its product is annotated as proteasome assembly chaperone 3. Gene Ontology annotation, biological process: proteasome assembly. Bases 187 to 561 code for a protein of 124 amino acids. Lineage: Eukaryota; Viridiplantae; Streptophyta; Magnoliopsida; Gentianales; Rubiaceae. The record is from RefSeq and is a predicted model, not a curated record. The transcript is spliced from 7 exons.